Messenger RNA from Cadophora gregata, 1911 nucleotides. RefSeq lists its product as uncharacterized. The record is from RefSeq and is a predicted model, not a curated record. Gene Ontology annotation, molecular function: metal ion binding; phosphoribosylamine-glycine ligase activity; ATP binding. Bases 394 to 1698 code for a protein of 434 amino acids. Gene Ontology annotation, biological process: purine nucleobase biosynthetic process. The transcript is spliced from 5 exons. NCBI's taxonomy places the organism in Eukaryota, Fungi, Ascomycota, Leotiomycetes, Helotiales, Ploettnerulaceae.
AAUCAUUAACUUCGCGUUGAUUUUAAAAAUUUCGCCGUUUUUCUCCCACUUCACUUCGGUUUGGGUUUUGUUCGGACCAGAUCAUCUACCUAGUCAGACAGACCACUAGUGCUGAGCUAUGCUUUCGGUACCAAAGCCUACGAUACCAUCAUACCGGUUCCUGUAAUCACCUUCGUCACAACGAUGACAUAACGGCAGCAAUCAGAAUUCGAAACUGAACUGUCAGAGGUGACUCAAGUCUCGGCCGGACCACACAGACACAUUUACUGCAAUCCUUUCUUAUAAAACUGCUGAAGCCUGGGCUCGGCGUGUCGAAUCUUCGAUUUACAUAUCCAGAUUCUCUUCUCCAACACACCAUCUCAGCCAAGACUCGUACAACAGCAAGUCCAAAACAUGGAACACCCCAUAAACAUCCUCCUAAUUGGCAAAGGUGGACGAGAGAGUGCGCUUGCUCACAAGCUUUCGCAGUCUCCUCGUGUCGCUAAGGUCUUCGUUGCUCCAGGAAACGGCGGAACAGCCAGUGGAAUUAGUAAAGUUUCCAACGUCGACAACAUUCAAGAAGACGACUUCUUAGGCCUUGUGAAGGUUGCGAAAGAGUUGGGAGUACACUUAGUUGUUCCUGGUCCUGAUGGACCUGUGGUCGGGGGGAUCGAGGGAUACUUCCGACAAGCCAACAUCCCUUGCUUUGCACCUUCGAAAGAAACUGCUCAAAUUGAGGGUUCCAAAGCCUUCUCGAAAGAUUUUAUGGCUCGUCAUAAUAUUCCUACGGCGCGAUACUGCAACUUUCGUAAUUACCACGAGGCCAAACGUUUCAUUGAGUCCAAUGAUUACAAUGUUGUGAUUAAAGCCUCAGGCUUAGCUGCUGGCAAGGGAGUGAUCAUUCCGAGAAAUAAGCAAGAAGCUGUAGAUGCCCUGAAACUUGUUAUGAUUGAUCGUCAAUUUGGCGACGCAGGUGAUGAGGUGGUCAUCGAGGAGUUCCUCGAAGGCGAUGAAAUGAGCAUCUUGACUUUUAGUGAUGGUAACUCAUUCAAGUCUAUGCUACCCGCACAAGAUCACAAGAGAAUAUUCGAUGGAGAUCAAGGACCAAAUACUGGUGGUAUGGGAUGCUACGCUCCAACAAAGAUUGCAACUGCUGCAGUUCUCCGUGACAUCGAUAACCUCAUCUUGAAGCCCACAUUCGAUGGCUUGAGACAAGAAGGAAUUCCCUUUGUUGGCAUGCUUUUCACAGGUAUAAUGUUAACAAAAGAUGGCCCGAAAACGUUGGAGUACAACGCCCGCUUUGGAGACCCGGAGACACAGACCCUCCUCCCUCUUCUUAAUUCCGACCUUGCAGAAAUCAUGACAGCUUGUGUCAACGGACGCCUGCAUGAAAUCGAUGUUGAAAUGGAGAGCAAGUUUUCUGCGGUGGUUAUCGCAUCCGCUGCCGGGUACCCUGGUAGUUAUUCCAAUGGGAAGACCAUACGAAUGAAUCACCAUCAUAUUGCUAAAGCAGGAGAUGGAAACAUAACUUUUUUCCAUGCCGGCACAAAGCUUCGAGAAGAUGGAGAUUUGUUAACUUCUGGCGGUCGAGUGAUAGCAGUUUCUGCAACAGCUGACUCACUAGAGGAAGCUGUAAAGCGUGCUUACCAAGGAGUAUCAAUGGUGGAGUUCGAGGGCAUGCAUUUCAGAAAAGACAUUGCAUACAGAGCACUUCGUUGAAUAAAAGUUGAGGGUUGGACUGGGAGAACUCAACGAGAGUGCAAACAUAGUCAGAGUCUGUAUCCAGUCUUGUGAUCAAAAGACGUUAGUGGUUUGCCGAGACAAAUUCGCGAAUUCGGCUUUGACAUUAAUUGUUUUUUUGAGUCACUGGCCGUCGCAUGAAGUUCUGAAACUAGGGGAUUGAACCUGUGACAAGUAGUAAAAAUAAACACC